CCCUCAGUAAAAAAAAAAAAAUAAAAGUGUCGGCUCGUAGAUCAGCAAGCAGAUUUCUGGAGCUUGGAGAAAGUUUUGGAAAGCGGCGCACAACCACGACGCACUUUCUGUUCCUCCCGACAAACAAAAGCACGUCACACCAGGAUCGCGGAUAAUCACCUGAUAUCACGCCAUCUCAGUGAAGAAAUUCGAGAGGUGAAAACCCGCUGCUUCAGGCUGACGACAGUGGUUAAAGCUGUGGGUUUCUGAUUGGAACUUGGGUGUUCAAAGCAAGACCUUCAACUCAAUUGGACUGAGUCUCCGUGUUUCGGGACGCAGAGCGCACAGAGGAGGGAUGGAUGUCGGAAUGAGGCAGACGCACAGCGCCUCGGCAGGAGUCCACCUACUGCUGGCUCUCACACUGCUCGCCUGUAACUCUCACCUUCUGGUGCAGGCGAACUCGUGGUGGUCUUUGGCCAUGAACCCUAUCCAGAGGCCAGAGAUGUACAUCAUAGGCGCACAGCCUCUUUGCAGCCAGCUCACAGGUCUGUCUCAGGGCCAGAAGAAGCUGUGCCAGCUCUACCAGGACCACAUGGUGUACAUCGGCGAAGGCGCAAAGACGGGCAUCAAGGAGUGCCAGUAUCAGUUCAGACAGAGGAGGUGGAACUGCAGCACGGUGGACAACACAUCUGUAUUCGGCCGUGUCAUGCACAUAGGCAGCAGGGAAGCGGCGUUCACGUACUCCAUCAGUGCAGCCGGUGUGGUGAACGCGGUGAGCCGAGCAUGUAAGGAAGGCGAGCUCUCGACGUGCGGCUGCAGCCGAGCCGCUCGGCCUCAAGACCUGCCGAGAGACUGGCUGUGGGGCGGCUGCGGGGAUAACGUCAACUACGGAUACCGCUUCGCUCGGGAGUUCGUGGACGCCCGAGAGCGAGAGAAGAACUACCCCAAGGGCUCGAUAGAUCAUGCACGCACGCUUAUGAACCUGCAGAACAAUGAGGCUGGCCGAAUGGCGGUAGUCAAUCUGGCCAGCGUGUCGUGUAAGUGCCACGGCGUCUCCGGUUCCUGCAGUCUGAAGACUUGCUGGUUACAGCUGGCUGACUUCCGGCGUGUGGGUGAGUUCCUGAAGGAGAAGUACGACAGCGCUACGUCCAUGCGCAUCAACCGGCGCGGCAAGCUGGAGCAGGUGAACCAGCGCUUCAACGCUCCCACCUCCGAUGACCUGGUGUACAUCGACCCGAGCCCGGACUACUGCCUGCGCAACGAGAGCACGGGCUCGCUGGGAACACACGGCCGUCUCUGCAACAAGACCUCGGAGGGCAUGGACGGCUGUGAGCUGAUGUGCUGCGGCCGCGGAUACGACCAGUUCAAGACCUACAAGCACGAGCGCUGCCACUGCAAGUUCCACUGGUGCUGCUACGUCAAGUGCAAACGUUGCACGUCACUCGUCGACCAGUUCGUCUGCAAGUAACCGAGACACUCGUUAGAGACACGCCGAGCAGUUAGCAGGCGAGAUGUGGGACGGACCUUCUGGAGCACAGAAGGAGUGAAAUGUACUAAAAUGAUCAAUCAAAUCUAAAGAAAUCUUUAAGUAUAGGUAUUAAUUAUGUGGUGGAUGGUGACACUUUUUUCGACACUUUGCUUUCACUCGAGAGGAAAAGACGAGGUAUGAUCAGCGGGAGGUUUUUGCUUUCAGACGUUCUUUCCCUUGAGAAUGAAACGCUCUCCAAAAACAGAUUUAUCACGCUAGUAAUCCAGCAUGCUGCUCCGCCCACUCCUCUCUCACGGACGCUCUCUAAACCUCCCCUGCGACAGAGCUCUUAAAUCCCUCGGGUCAGCCCCCGACCUCGAAUGCUGGACUUUGGAUGAUGCCGUGUGUGUUGACCUGUGAAAUCUACGUUGCUAGAGAAAGCAUUUAUAGUCACCAAAAACGUCUGACCUUACCCUGAUGAUUUAAAAUCACCGCCAGUCUCUUGAAUAUUUGACCUUGAGAAGCUUUUAGCUCGGGUUCACUUUGAACUGUUCUGACGUUCGGAGCUCUCUCUGUCUGUGAGAGGGUCUUCCCUCUUACCAUCAUCUCCUCCCAGAUCAUCCAGUGAUAUCAAGUGCCUCAAAACAGGGAGCCACAUAUUCAGAUUUGAAAAAAAAAAAAAGAGCAAAAAAAAAAAAGGGGCUUUUUUUAAAAAUAAGGACUGCAAAAUAAUAUUUUAGCCGAACAACAGUGGUUCAGAUUAUAUUUUAUUAAUUGCUUGUCAUGUUAUACAUCGUAUGUAUUGUUCUGAUUAUUAUUUUUUGAUACAGAGGCUUCUACUGUCGAGUUUUUAUUUUAGCGGGGCGUCAGAUAGCCAGGCCACGGAGGAAGAUUUUAGUUAAAUGGCCUUUUUGUCAAUCAGUGUGAAUAACAGUCCAUGUAUGCAAAUUACACUUCAUGAUUAUGACAUCCAUGAUUUUAUAUGUUAAUCCAGAUCGUUUGCUGGCUAAUGACCAUAUGCUUGUUGUGUGUAUGUAUUUCCCCAUCAUUCAAACCAGUAAUAUUAAAAAAUAUCAAUAGAGAUGAUUAUCA
This is a messenger RNA of Ictalurus furcatus (blue catfish), 2539 nucleotides long. RefSeq names its product wingless-type MMTV integration site family, member 5b (gene wnt5b). Gene Ontology annotation, cellular component: extracellular region. Gene Ontology annotation, molecular function: cytokine activity; frizzled binding. Lineage: Eukaryota; Metazoa; Chordata; Actinopteri; Siluriformes; Ictaluridae. The transcript has 6 exons. The record is from RefSeq and is a predicted model, not a curated record. The coding region runs from base 335 to 1447 and encodes 370 amino acids. Gene Ontology annotation, biological process: neuron differentiation; multicellular organism development; canonical Wnt signaling pathway.